CAUUUGCCCUUUUGCACUUUAGGGUGUUUGGAUCCAAAAGUGAAAAAAAAAGUGCAAAAGAGCAAAAGUUUUGCUCUUUCUCUUUCUGUUGGAUCCAAACAGGCCCUAAGACAUGAACUCAGCUAGUAACAGCGUAGCUUUGUUGUCACUCGACUCACUAUUUAGCAUAUUGUCAAGUUAGACUAUAGAAAUAAUUUGGUUGGUAGCAUCCACGAAAAUUCUACAUCUAAAUGGGUAGCUGAUAAUUGUGGUCCAGCUGGCUCCCACGUUAGGACACCAGCCAGAUCAGCCAGCAACGGUCACUUCCUACCGCGCGCCGGGCGGCACAAUCACCACGACCACUCGCUGCCCUCCACGUGGCCACCUACCUCCUCCUACCCCUCUUCCCCAACGGCUAUUUCACUAUUUCCCCAGCACCUCGCCCCGUCCCGCCCAUCGCGUCCACUCGCCUUGACCGCGAAAAAGAAAAAGAAAAAAAAAAGAAACCGCGCGCCACCAAACAAGGAGGAGAGGAAAGAGGGGGGAGGAGGAAGAGAGGAGAGAGAAACCCUAAUCGAAAUGGGCAAGCUCCUCUGCGACCCCUCCGCCGCCGCCGUCGCUGAGGCUCUACCGCCGUCCCCCGCCCCCGCCCCGCCGCCGCCGCUCCUCUCCUGGCCGUCCCCGGGCCCCGCCCCCGCCCUCGAGGCCUCCACCGCGCCCGCGGGCUGGGACGCCGUCUGGGCGCUCGAGGACCAGCAGCGCCGCCGCCUGCUCCGGAUCUGGGAGCGGGGCGUCGCGUGGAAGCCCUCCCCGCCGGGCGGCGAGGAGGCGGCGCCGGCGCCCGUGGUCUUCCGCCUCGACCACGGCGGGGAGGUCGACGCCGACGGCAACUGCCUCUUCACCGCCGCGCGGACGGCCGCUGCCGCCAAGGCCGACGCGCGCGAGCUCCGGCACCGCGCCGUGCGCCGGUUCGCCGAGGUCUACGACGCCGCGGGGGAGGACGACAAGGGCGCCGUUGACGCGGCCGUGAGGCACCUCUACGCGCCGGAUCUCAAGGCCGGGUGGGGCGUCCACGUCGUGCAGGAGAUCAAGGUGCUCGCGCCCAAGGCCCAGCGCGACGCGCUCGACGCCGCAAUCCAGGAGCUCGUCGAUCUUGGCAUCCAGAGGGAAAUUGCAGCUGAAACUAUCUACAAGGAGAGAUGUAUCGCUGUAAACAAUGGAGAAAGUUGGGCCAAGUAUAUGUCCAUUUCUGGUUCCGCAGAGGAUGAGCACGACAUUAUCACCCUGCAGUACACAGAGGAGGGCUUACUAACAAUUGAUGAGAACAGGGAUGGCCGCGCAGCUGCAUUUGGUGAUGAUAUUGCCAUUGAAUGCCUGGCGACCGAGUUCAAGAGAGAAGUUUAUGUGGUGCAAGCUCAUGGAGCAGAUGCGAUGAUUGAUGAGGACAACUGUGUUUUCUUCCUCCCACAUCGUCCUAGAGGAGAAAUUUGUGAACCACCAAUUUUUUUAUUCAUGAAAGGAACAGCCUGGUGCGGUGCUGGUGCGGACCAUUACGAGCCUUUGAUUGCCACUGUCCUCCAGCAUGUUACUCCAGACAAAGCAGCUGUUGUACUUUGAGGAUGACUGCGUCUUUUUUCCCCCCCUUAGUUUUUAGUCAGCGGUGGAGUUGAGACAGUUUUGUUAUCGGAGCUAAAGGUGCUGAAUUGAGGAGCAACAUCUUGCCCAAGAGAGGAGAGAUAUCUGAGUAUCUGACUGUUGCAGGGUCUUGCCUGCUUCUGAAUCUUUGUACCAUGAUUCGCUUUGUAUGGUGAUUUUGUUGUUGUAUGUUUAUGAAUAGAUUCUGACUAGCGAGGAUAUUCAGAGAGUGGUAGAAUACCGGAUCUAGAUUUUUGGGGUCUGAUGUUGUUUGCCAUUGUCAGCCGGCAUUUUUGUAUUACCUCUUGUGAGGAUUUUUUUUUUGGUUGCCUGUUUCUAGAGACAUCAUUAUUCGACAUUUGGAAUGGAAUCAAUUCCUUUUUGGUGUUAA
Panicum hallii is the source of this 2005-nucleotide messenger RNA. RefSeq lists its product as uncharacterized. The coding region runs from base 559 to 1596 and encodes 345 amino acids. The record is from RefSeq and is a predicted model, not a curated record. Lineage: Eukaryota; Viridiplantae; Streptophyta; Magnoliopsida; Poales; Poaceae. The transcript has 4 exons.